Molecule: messenger RNA, 1899 nt
Organism: Salvia hispanica
Lineage: Eukaryota; Viridiplantae; Streptophyta; Magnoliopsida; Lamiales; Lamiaceae
Product: polyphenol oxidase I, chloroplastic-like
Biological process (GO): pigment biosynthetic process
Molecular function (GO): catechol oxidase activity
Source: RefSeq, a predicted model, not a curated record
AUGGCUUCCCUCUACCUUCAUUGCACCGCCCCUCCCUCUUCCAAACUCCGCCCCUCCCCUCAACCCCUCCUCUCCAAGCCCUCCCCUUUCAUCUCCCAUGCAAGGCGUAGCCACCGCCACCCCCUCCGCGCCUCCUCCCAAAGCGACUCCGACUCUUCCAAAGGCAGGCUUGACCGCCGCAACGUCCUCCUUGGCCUGGGCGGCCUCUACGGUGCCACCAACCUGAUCUCCCCUGGCUCGGCCUCCGCCAACCCUGUCCAAGCCCCCGAGCUGGACAAAUGUGGCGCCGCUACCAAUCUCAACAACCAGCAGAUCCUCGACGUCAACUGCUGCCCCCCCGUCACGGGCGACAUCAUCGACUACAAGCUCCCGACCUUCUACAAACUCCGCACCCGCCAAUCCGCCCACCGCCUCAACCCCACCGACGUCUUCAAGUACAACCUCGCCAUCCAGCGCAUGAAGGAACUCCCCGAAGACGACCCCCGCAGCUUCAUGCAGCAGGCCUUCAUCCACUGCGCUUACUGCAACGGCGCCUACAACCAACCCGGCCAGGGCGACCUUGACAUCCAAGUCCACAACUCAUGGCUCUUCUUCCCCUUCCACAGAUGGUACCUCUACUUCUACGAGAGAAUCCUCGGGAAGCUCAUCGACGAUCCCACCUUUGCCCUCCCCUUUUGGAACUGGGACAACCCUAAAGGCAUGACUAUCCCGCCCAUUUUCCUGGACCCCAAGGCAGCCAUCUACGACGCCAAGCGCAACCCUGACAACCUCAAGGCGGUCGUGGACCUCGGCCGGACGGGGAGCAAAGACCCCAUGCAGUUAGUCACCAACAACCUCACGGUCAUGUACACGGAGAUGGUCCGUGGAAAUGCUGACGUGUACGACUUCAUGGGGCAGCCCUACCGCGAAGGCACCCCGGUCAACCCAGGACCGGGGUCAUCUGAGAGGGGCUCCCACACAUCCCUCCACAUAUUCGUGGGGGACCCGAGGGAGCCCAGCGGGGAGGACAUGGGGAACUUCUACUCGGCGGGGCGGGACCCACUGUUCUACUGCCACCACGCCAACGUUGACCGGAUGUGGACUCUAUGGAAGGACGUCCUCCCAAAAGACAAGGUCCCGACCAAGGACAUCACCGAUCCCGACUACCUGAACGCGUCCUUCCUGUUCUACGACGAGAACGCGCAGCUGGUGCGCGUGUACGUGAGGGACUGCCUCGACACGAGGAAGAUGGGAUACGACCUGCAGAGGAUCGACCUGCCCUGGCUCGACUACCGGCCCCCGAUCCAGACGGCCCUGGCGAGGAUCAAGCGGACGACGAGCUUCUUCCCGAAGGUGUUCUCGGUGUUCCCUCUGAACCUGACCAAGGUGGUGAGGUUCGAGGUGCAGAAGGCGAAGAAGGGGAAGGCGGACGAGCUGCUGGUGCUGGAGGACAUCACGGUGGACACGACCAAGUUCCUCAAGUUCGACGUGUUUGUGAACGACGAGGAUGACAACCCGCUGGAGCUGGACAAGGCGGCGUACGCGGGGACGUACGCGCAGGUGCCGCACAAGGCGCCCAAGAAGACGUCGACGACGUCGAUCAGGCUGAGGCUGACGGACUUGUAUGAGGACAUGGACAUCGGCGACGAUGAUAGCAUCGUUGUGACUAUUGUGCCGAGGCACAGCGGGCCUGGCGUCACUAUUGGUGGCAUCAAGAUCAUUGAGAAUCCAAACAAGGCUUGAUUCCUUUCUGUCGCUGAGUUUAAUAAAUACUACUCCCUCCGUAGAAUAAGAGGCCUGAUCGAUUUGUUUCGUUAUCGGGUUCAUCAUGCUUGCGUUUUCAUUUCAAUUUCUAUCGUAAUUGUGAGUGUCAUGCCUGAUUUCAUUUGGCAAUAAGACUUUGGAUGCUUUGUAUCUUAA